Molecule: messenger RNA, 3161 nt
Organism: Mytilus californianus (California mussel)
Lineage: Eukaryota; Metazoa; Mollusca; Bivalvia; Mytilida; Mytilidae
Product: exostosin-like 3
Exons: 9
Coding region: 176-2893 (905 amino acids)
Cellular component (GO): membrane
Molecular function (GO): glycosyltransferase activity
Source: RefSeq, a predicted model, not a curated record
GAAAAAAUAUGGCAGCCUCCACAAAAAAUUUGACACUGAACAAUGUUUGGUUUUAACGCGGAACAAGGCAUGAUCUGUGAUAAAUGGAACCAGAAAAGUACUUAUGAAUAUGAUUAAACAAUAAUCUGGUUACCUGCAUUACAUGUAUUAUGAUGGUUAAGUCUAAGGAGCUGUAAUGCCAGACAUACGCAUAUCACCAAGAGGUGUUGCUUGCCCUUGGUUGUCAUGGAUACGAUGGUCACGUUUGAUUGGUCUGUUUUUAUUAUGCCUGUUCAUGGUUGCAGUGAUCAGCCAUGUUUACCUGACAGAUAUAAAUAGUGACCCUACAGAUGGACAGAAAUUACGUAUACCAUUGCAAACAGACGAGGACGAAUCACAGAUCAAAAGAUUGAAUCAAGAAAUCAAAAGUCUACGAAAAAUCAAAGCCUCCGUUAAUAAUGAAUUACGAGAUAUGGAGAGUAAAAGACAAAAAUUACAGUCUCAGAUAUCAGGGUACCAGAAGCAGAUUGAUAUUCUCAGCGCACAGAUAGAAACUUCUGAGAAGGAAAUUAAAUCAACACAGUUAACAUUAGAACAGUUGAGAUUAGAAAAAUCAGAGAUGGACAAACAAUAUCUACCAAUUUUGAAAGCACCAAUCAAAAUGUUAAUGGGAGAGAAUUCCAACGUUAAACUCCCUAUGCCAUUUAAUGGACAGCGUUGUAAAAUGCAUUCAUGCUUUGAUUUCUCACGCUGUUCGGUUUUCUCUGGAUUUCCUGUCUAUUUCUAUGAUUCAGAAAAAGAUUUAAAUAUUGGAGAGUUAGUUCCCUUUGUCAAGAAUGGUAUUGAUGUGUACUUUGAAGAAAAUCUUUACCGAACUUUUGAUCCAAGUACAGCUUGUAUAUUUGUUGCCAUAGUUGGACAACAAAUUAAUAGAAUCACGUAUUCAGGAUUAGAGAAAUCCUUAGAAAAAUUACCAUUUUGGCAUGGUGAUGGCAGAAACCACAUUUUAAUCAAUUUAAUGAGAGACGAGAAUGCAGAUAUUGACAUUUUUGAUGGAGCUAAUACAGGCAGAGCAAUAAUCGUGCAGUCUCCUUUUGUAAAAACUAUAUUUAGAUCAGAGUUUGAUAUUGUAAUUCCACCUAACAUUGGAAAGGCAUCUGGAGAUGUCUGGGAAGAACUACCACCUAUAUCACCGAUUCGAAGGAAAUAUUUUUUGUCUUUCAUAGGUAGCUUUAAGGGAAAUGUGCAAUUUCAGAAUGGUGAACAAACUGAUGAACAAAUCUCUAAUGUAGAGGACUCUGUGAUUUCAUUUCUAAAGAAUAUUCAGUUGAAAUUAGACCCAGAAAUAUUUAUAAAAUUUUCAUGUGACACAAUUAUUCCUGGUGCUAUAAACGGUGAAUAUUCUAUGUGCCAAAGGGAUGAAAGUCGUCAUGAACUUUUAAAACAUUCAACAUUUGCAUUAAUUAUCUCCCCUGCAAAUGAAAGCUAUGUAUCUACAAACAUUUUUCAACUUCGGUUUUACGAGGCAUUAAAAUAUGGUGCUAUUCCAGUGAUACUUGGAGAUCAUGUGACAUUACCUUAUAUGGAAAUACUCGACUGGAAAAAGGCCACUGUGAUUUUACCAAAGGCUCGGUUGACUGAGUUCCAUUUUAUUCUUCGAACAUUUACAGAUACAGCCAUGGCAACAAUGAGACGAACAGGCAGAUAUUAUUUUGAAACUUAUUUUUCAUCAACUCAAAGUAUUUUAGAUACAGCUUUAGCUUUAAUUAGAACUAGAUUAAAUAUUCCACCUGCUCCAAUCGUCGACAUGAAAUCUCCUAGUGUGUUUGAGAACAAUUCAUAUGUAGACUAUAAGUAUGAGGAAGUAAAUCCAGAGAAUGAUGAGAUUUUAGGACCUCUAGAAGCGGUUUUCCCCUCAGUUAAAUUUAGUAACAAUUUUACACAAAAUGUAUUUUAUCACAAGUUUACACAAACAGGAGAUCCUUUCAGGAACUACCCAUUUACGCCAUUUGAACAUGUUUUACCAUCAGAGUCAAAAUUUAUUGGUUCUGGUUAUGGCUUUAGACCUAUAGGUAAAGGAGAAGGUGGAGCAGGGAAGGAGUUUAGUGAAGCUCUUGGAGGCAACUUGCCGAGGGAACAGUUCACAUUGGUAAUGUUGACAUAUGAAAGAUCUAAUGUGUUGAUAACAGCUCUACAGAGAUUGAAAGGUUUACCAUUCCUUAAUAAAGCAGUAGUUGUGUGGAAUAACCCAGCUCCACCUACCUCAGACCUUAAAUGGCCAGAUAUAGGUGUUCCUAUACAUGUUAUCAAAACAACAAAGAACAGCCUAAAUAACCGAUUCCUGCCCUAUGACGUGAUAGAAACAGAGGCUAUACUCAGUAUAGAUGAUGAUGCUCACUUAAGACAUGAUGAGAUUGUUUUUGGCUUCAGGGUUUGGAGAGAAGAAAGAGACAGGAUAGUUGGGUUUCCAGGGAGAUUUCAUGCCUGGGAUGUGAAAAACAAUGCCUGGUUAUAUAACUCUAAUUAUUCCUGUGAACUUUCUAUGGUUCUUACAGGAGCAGCAUUCUUCCAUAAGUAUUAUGCCUACAUGUACAGCUAUGUAAUGCCAGCAGCUAUUAGGGAGAAAGUGAAUGAGUAUGUUAACUGUGAAGAUAUAGCCAUGAACUUCUUAGUAUCACAUAUCACUAGGAAACCUCCAGUCAAGGUGACAUCACGAUGGACAUUCCGCUGCCCCGGCUGCCCACAGACAUUAUCAAAUGACAGAUCCCAUUUUGAGGAAAGACAUAAGUGUAUUAACUUCUUUGUAAAAGUGUAUGGUUAUAUGCCAUUAUUGUACACACAAUACAGGGUCGACUCAGUUCUGUUUAAAACUAGGCUACCCCAUGACAAACAGAAAUGUUUUAAAUUUAUAUAGUAUUUAUUUCCUAUAUGAUUUUAUAUGAUUUUAAGGUGGUACCCAACACCUUGACUAAUAUUAAUUUGGCUCGUUUAAUUUUCAUAAAAUUUUGACAAAAUGUUUACUUUGACCCUUUGACAAAAAUAUAAAAAUUUCAAAAAAUUUGAACCAACCACUUUAUCAGAAAAAUUUCAUUGGUUAUAUAGCAGUUUGACAAACACUAAUUUUGAUCAUUGAGAAGCUUAAUAUUUCCUUAACAAUACAACGUAAUUAAAACAUUUAGCUG